Molecule: messenger RNA, 1574 nt
Organism: Brassica oleracea var. oleracea
Lineage: Eukaryota; Viridiplantae; Streptophyta; Magnoliopsida; Brassicales; Brassicaceae
Exons: 7
Coding region: 16-1389 (457 amino acids)
Biological process (GO): regulation of gene expression
Cellular component (GO): peroxisome
Molecular function (GO): RNA nuclease activity
Source: RefSeq, a predicted model, not a curated record
CAAGGUUUAGAGAGGAUGAGUCUAAACGAUGCGGCGAAGACAGGGAAAAUAGCGGUGUGGUGGGACAUGAAGGAGUGUCCGGUUCCAGAGGGUAUUGAUGCUCAUCGUGUACGACCGAGUAUAGAAGGAGGGUUCAAGGAACUAGGCUACUCUGGUCCUGUCUCAAUCACAGCCUAUGGAGACCAAAAACAAACCCCUGAAUACCUCCUACGAGCUCUCUCUUCCACUGGAGUCGCUGUGGUACAUGUCAGAUCUGAGAGCACGUGCGCAGUCAUGUAUGAGCAUAUGAUGAAUUGGCGAGAGGAGAAUCCUCCUCCGGCUAUAAUGAUGAUCAUAACCAAUCAGAUGCUAGAUGUCUUCGAUUGGGAUCUGGCCCGGCUACAACAACAACGCACGGGUUACCACAUUUGUCUGGCUUAUACAAUUAGGCAACGUGCAGAAUUGAUCGUGGACACUCGCAAGGAGUGGCUCUGGGAAAAAUUACUACUUGGGACGACGACGUCCACAAGCGCGGGUGAAUUAUCUACCGUGUUUCAUUGCGAAUAUUGCUCUUUGGAUUGCCAAAGCCUGAAUUGUUUCAAGGAGCAUCUCUCCACUAAAAAGCAUCAACUCCAAGAGGUUGUACGCCCUAAGCCUACAGAACUCGUAUCAGCAACGAAGAGGUGGGGGAAAAACUACGCUGCGACGCCUGAAUAUGCUACAGCUAAAAUCCAUGUGUGGUGGGACAUGUUUGACUGUCCUAUUCCCGACGGUUAUGAUGCUCGUCGGGUCCGUCCUAGUUUGGAAGGAGCUUUCAAGGAACUAGGCUACUCUGGUCCUGUCUCCAUCACUGCCUUUGGCGACCAUACACAAACCCCUAAACGCCACCUUCAAGCCCUCUCUUCCACUGGAAUCGAUGUUGCACAUGCCACUCUUGGAGUCAUAUCUUCUCGCAUCUUUGAUGAUUUGAUGGAAUGGCGAGGUCGUAUUACUACUCCGGCUACAAUGAUGAUCAUAUCGGAUGGGGUUGAAGAACUUAUUGCCAAGCUACAACAACGAAUCAAAUUCAACCUGUUUUGGGCUUAUUCUUGUAGGCCUUGGACAAUGUCAGUCGUGCUCACUUCUGCUGAGUGGCUCUGGGAUAGCUUACUUGCAGUUUCAGCGACAAAACGACAUGUUCUUCGGAACUGUAGUGCAAGUGUUGUUGAAUCUACCGGAAUGUUUUAUUGCAAACUGUGCUACACUAAGCGCACACUCCUGGAUAAAUUCAUUAAGCAUCUUUCGAGUAAAAAACAUCUCUCUCAAGAGGGGUGUAUUACUGAUCGUCGUCGACGUGCCAAGAAGCACCGACUGUUCUGGCUCAAGGAGUAUCAUUUUCCAAAGAGCAAGCGGUUGAAGAAUGCUCCUUAGUAGAGGAGUUAUGACUUAAGUUAUCAGUCUGAUCCUAUCUUUAUUUUUCGUUUUCUAGUCUGUGUUUCUGUUUGAAUUAUUUUAUUUUUCUUUUUGGACGCACCUUUUUAUUUUGUUUUGCUUGUUUAUUUCACCAAACAAUAUUGCUCUAUAUAUAUAAGUUUAAUCGUGUUAUUUGCUGUUUA